This is a messenger RNA of Nelumbo nucifera (sacred lotus), 2257 nucleotides long. RefSeq names its product phenylalanine--tRNA ligase beta subunit, cytoplasmic-like. The record is from RefSeq and is a predicted model, not a curated record. Lineage: Eukaryota; Viridiplantae; Streptophyta; Magnoliopsida; Proteales; Nelumbonaceae. Gene Ontology annotation, biological process: phenylalanyl-tRNA aminoacylation. Gene Ontology annotation, cellular component: cytoplasm; phenylalanine-tRNA ligase complex. Gene Ontology annotation, molecular function: RNA binding; phenylalanine-tRNA ligase activity; magnesium ion binding.
UUUCUUAACGAAAGAGUGAGUAAUUGAUUGAAAUUUAAUUUUCCCGAUCACCUCCUCUUCUCUGUAUCAGUUUCGGCGGCGAGGUUGCAGAAACCAUUAGCCGCAUUACUUGUCGCCAUGCCUACCGUUAGCGUCGGAAGGGACCGUCUCUUUGCUGCUUUAGGAAAAAAUUACACUCAAGAGGAGUUUGAAGAACUCUGUUUCGAUUUCGGGAUCGAGCUCGACGACGUUACAACGGAAAAGGCCAUUAUCAGAAAAGAAAAGCAUUUGGAAGAAGAGACCGAAGAAGACGAGGAAGUUAUAUACAAAAUUGAAGUUCCAGCGAACAGGUACGAUUUGCUUUGUCUUGAAGGGCUCGUGCAAGCUCUUCGCAUAUUCAUCGGGAUUGAUGAGAUACCUAAAUAUACAGUGUCCAACAUUCCAAGUGAAUCCAUGCUUAAGAUGCAUGUAAAACCAGAGACAUCUUUGAUACGUCCCUUCAUUGUUUGUGCGGUUUUAAGAGGUAUAACCUUUGAUGAAGUGAGAUAUAACAGUUUUAUUGACCUUCAAGAUAGGCUCCAUCAGAAUAUAUGCCGGCGGAGAACCCUGGUUGCUAUUGGAACUCAUGAUUUGGAUACAAUACAAGCUCCCUUUACAUAUGAGGCGUUGCCCCCUUAUGAAAUAAACUUUGUGCCAUUGAAACAGGUGAAAAGCUUCAGAGCUGAUCAACUAAUGGAAUUUUACAAAUCAGAUCUGAAAUUGAAGAAAUUCUUGCACAUAAUUGAGAGCUCACCAGUAUUUCCUGUUAUAUAUGAUUGCAACAGGACGGUUUUGUCCUUACCUCCAAUUAUCAAUGGUGCUCAUUCUGCAAUUAGUCUGAAAACAAAGAAUGUCUUCAUCGAAUGUACAGCCACUGAUUUAACGAAGGCCAAAAUUGUUCUGAACACCAUGGUGACAAUGUUUUCAGUAUAUUGUGAAAGGAAAUUUCAUGUUGAACCUGUUGAAGUGGUUUACUCUGAUGGGAAGUCUAGUGUUUAUCCUGAUCUAUCAGUAUUCAGUUUGGAGGUUCCCUUGUCUUAUAUCACUGGUUCCAUUGGUGCUUCUCUAGAGGCAAGUCAGGUGUCUAGUUUAUUGAAUAAGAUGCAGUUGCGAGCUGAGAAGUCUGUCUCAAGAGAUGGAAACAGUAUUGUUGUAUCUGUACCUCCAACUAGAAGUGACGUUCUUCAUGCUUGUGAUGUGAUGGAGGAUGUAGCCAUUGCAUAUGGGUUUAAUAAAAUCCCAAAAACAAAGCCAGCAUCAUUGAAGCCCAUAGCUUUGAACCAGAUUAGUGAUCUUCUUAGAUUGGAGAUUGCAAUGAAUGGGUUUACAGAGGUCUUAACAUGGAUAUUGUGCUCAUACAAAGAGAAUUUCUCAAUGUUGAAUCGCAAGGAUGACAAAUCAACAGCUGUGAUCAUUGGAAAUCCUCGUUCAUCGGAUUUUGAGAUUGUUCGAACAAGUCUCAUGCCAGGUAUAUUGAAAACUGUUGGGCACAACAAAGAUCAUCCAAAGCCCAUAAAGAUAUUUGAAGUGGGUGAUGUAGCAGUGUUGGAUGAAGCAAAAGAUGUUGGUGCGAAAAAUCAACGCCAUCUUGCAGCUCUAUAUUGUGGUGCUAACUCAGGUUUUGAGUUAAUUCAUUGCCUGGUAGACAGAAUCAUGGAAGUAGUUGGAACGCCUUUCGUUCCAAUUGGGGACAACUCUGGUUAUUAUAUUAAGCGUUCAGAUGAGCCUGAAUUUCUUCUGGGUAGACAAGCUAACAUCAUUUUCAGAGGAAAUCACAUUGGGACCUUUGGUAUUGUGAACCCGGAGGUCUUAAUUAUUUUCGACAUUCCGGAUCCUUGUUCCUUUGUAGAACUUAACAUUGAGUCCUUGUGGAGUUAAUUCUAUCAGCAGAAAUGUGUUCGGGGAAUACAAGUGCUCAUGUUAUUGCUAAGCAAGCAUAUUCUCUUUGUAGAUCUCAUACCUGGUCUCUUAUUCCCGAUUUUCCUCAAUGUAACCUUUAAGCAUAUACUGGAAACUCUUGAACGAAAUUACUUCUGGGUUUUCACAAAAAAAAAAGAUAAUUAGAUUUAUGUAAGACAGCAUCAAUUGAGCGGCAGUUGUUGCAGAGAGAGAGAGAGAGGGAGGGAGAAGAAAUUGGAGAGAGAAAGAGACUAGCAGUAUCUUUUAUUUAGAGACUAGUAGUAUCUUUUAUUUAUUCUUUUGGCAGGUCUUUGGAAAGGAAGCCUACAUAUUCCCGGUC